Momordica charantia (bitter melon) is the source of this 2412-nucleotide messenger RNA. RefSeq lists its product as uncharacterized. The record is from RefSeq and is a predicted model, not a curated record. NCBI's taxonomy places the organism in Eukaryota, Viridiplantae, Streptophyta, Magnoliopsida, Cucurbitales, Cucurbitaceae.
UUCUGCUCUCCGAGAGAUUUUAUUUAAAACAAAAAACAACCGAGGGAAAGCGAAAGCCCUAUCUUUCUGGAUUGUUCACCAUUUCCAGAUUAUUGUUUUUACGGUUCUCUUCUCAGAUCGCUCUCCAUUUUCUUGGCUUCCCAGUAGAUCAUGAAGCAAGAUUCAAAUAUGGAAGCAAAUUCAACUCUACCUGAAUGUGAGGAGAAGGAAAUAGGUAUAUCCGCUGAACAGAAAUCUAAGGGGAAUGUAGCAGAGUUAUUGACAGAACAGGAAGAGAGUAAAGAAGCUCUGUCUUCAGCAGUGCAAGAAGAUAGCAUAAUGAAAGAGGACUCUCCUGCUGGACAAGUAGGCGAUGUGAAAGAAGCUGUGACUGAAGUUAGGAACACUCCUGAAGCUGGGAAGUUUGCUGAAAAGCGCAUUGAAGAAGGGUCAAGUAAAAAGAAAAAAGUUUUGAAGGUGAAACGAAAAAUCGUAAAGAAAUCUCCAGCUAGCAGUGUAUUGAGGACCAAAAAGGCACAGGCUGAACAGGAAAAUGACAAAAAGGAAAAAGAGGCUCCUGGAACCCAAGAAGUGAAAGAAACUCUUGAAGCUCAGAAUCUCACUGAAAAUUCCAGCAAACCAGAGUCAAAGAAGAAGAAGAUUAAAAAAGUUUUGAAGGUGAAAAAGAAAAUUGUAAAGAAAUCUCCAGCUAGCAGCCAAAUGAAGACUAAUAAGGUUCAAAGUAGUCCGAUGGCGCAGGCCAGAAAGGGACAGGAGAAUACUAAUAGUGUGUCGCAGGCAAAGGGGGAAGGUAGUGGAAAAAAGGUUGAAGAUACAGAGAAGCCUAAGCAAAAGGAAAAUGUUAAUAAAAGCAUCUCAAAAGAGAAGCCUACUGAAAAGGGUGAAGAGACCUCUGAUUGCCAUAAAAAGAAUUCUGAGUUUAAAAAUAGAAUCAAGGACCGGAAAAAUAUAGAGAAGGUGGAUCCUUCAGAUAAGACCAUGAAAAAUCAAAAGAACAAAGAAAAUGAUAGCGAGCAAAAGAGUCAAAGAGAAGAUAGAAAUAAAGAAAGUCUUGGUGGAUUGAUUUUCAUGUGCAGUGCUAAAACGAAGCCAGAUUGUUUUCAUUACAACGUAAUGGGUGUUUCUGCUGGCAAAAAGGAUGUUGUCUUGGCAAUCAAACCUGGGUUGAAGCUCUUUCUCUAUGAUUUUGAUCUCAGGCUUCUGUAUGGGAUUUAUAAGGCAUCCUCUUCAGGUGGCAUGAAACUUGAGCCAAAGGCUUUUAAUGGGGCUUUCCCUGCACAGGUGCGGUUCAAUGUUUACAAGGAUUGUUUUCCACUACCUGAGAGCGUUUUCAAGAAGGCAAUCCAAGAGAAUUAUUAUGAGAAGCACAAGUUCAAAGCUGAACUCACUGUGAAACAGGUUAGGAAGCUCUCAGAUCUUUUCCGGCCGGUUGGACUCUCGAGUUCUGCUACUGUUCGGUCCCAUCCAGAGGUACCAGCUAGGGAUAGGAAAGUUCAUGGGGAAGUUAAUGAAACUCAGGUUAGGGAUUCUAAGUCCAAGGAUGAUGUCAGGAAUUACCAUUUGUCAUCUCAUGGAAGGGACCGACACCGAGAAGAGGCACCUAGACAUAGAGAGGAAGUUCCCCGUGAUUUAUACCUAAGCGAAAAGGAGUAUCGAACUUAUGGUCUCCGGUCUGAGAGAAGAAAUUUAGAUCCUACACCUCGGCCUUCUUUAGAAGCAUACCACAGAGAUCACGAUAGUGACUAUCAACUGAGACAUCCAGAGCCCAGAUACAGGGAUGAUGUCUCUGCACACGCACAGAGAGAAGUAGUUCGCGCAGAUCAUGUAUACUUUAAUGGAAAAGAUUAUCCAAUUUACAGUAUUGAUUCUAGACCUGCAGUAUCACCUCCUAGAGCAAUAUCUGCUAGCGGUUCAGAACGCAAUGCUUAUGAUUCGUAUUACACUCGUCAAUUGGAUCCGUAUCUGCUUUCAUCAAGGAGGGAGGAACCAGGCCCUCCACGUUAUUCAGCAAGAAGUUAUGUUGCUGAUACUGAACCCAUGAGACAUGCUGCUGGUGCUCUAUCGUAUUACAAUCAGACGCAUCACAAAGAUGUGGAUACGGACACCAUACCAGUCUCAUCCCGGUACUCGUUUGCUGGUCCAUCUUUCUCAUAUCGGUAGCUGUGGUACCCAUUUUUAAGCUUCAGCUCACUGGAGAACUUCAACUGGAAUUCCAUGUAGCUCAGGAUCUUUAAUUGGGUAUUAAAUUAGUUAUUGAGUCUCAUACUGUAGUUGGAGUUGUUCAUCUUGCAAUACUUGUAGCUUGUAGGUGAAUGUUCACUUUGAAGAUUGCUACAUGAAUGGGCGGUCUUAAUCAUUGUUGCAUCUCUUUCAGAUGUGAAGUUGUAUCAAUAUGGAUGAAAUUUGAGUUGA